This is a messenger RNA of Engraulis encrasicolus (European anchovy), 2682 nucleotides long. Its product is annotated as guanylate-binding protein 1-like. The transcript is spliced from 13 exons. Bases 16 to 2274 code for a protein of 752 amino acids. The record is from RefSeq and is a predicted model, not a curated record. Lineage: Eukaryota; Metazoa; Chordata; Actinopteri; Clupeiformes; Engraulidae. Gene Ontology annotation, molecular function: GTP binding; GTPase activity. Gene Ontology annotation, biological process: regulation of apoptotic process.
GCAGCCACAGUGAGCAUGGAAGAGCCGGUGUGUCUGAUUGAUACGGGGCCUGACGGGCGCCUGAGUGUCCAGCAGGGGGCACUGCAGAUCCUGGAGCACAGCCAGGAGCUGGUGGUGGUGGUGGCAGUGGUGGGGCUCUACCGCACGGGGAAAUCCUUCCUCAUGAACCGACUGGCAGGGAAGAGAAAAGGCUUUGCUCUGGGCAGCACCGUCGAGUCCAAGACCAAAGGCAUCUGGAUGUGGUGUAUACCUCAUCCCAUUAAAGAUGGGCACACCCUGGUGCUACUGGACACAGAGGGACUGGGAGAUGUGGAAAAAGGUGAUGAGAAACAUGACACGCGGAUCUUCUGUCUGGCCGUUCUGCUAAGCAGCACUCUGGUCUACAACAGCAUGAUAACCAUUGAUAACAAUGCCUUGGAGAAACUACAUCUUGUAACAGAACUGACGGAGCACAUCAGGGUGAAGUCCACUGAGGACAGCGAGAACACAGAGCUGAAGCUGAAGCGCUUCUUCCCUUCCUUCGUGUGGACCGUCAGAGACUUCAUGUUGGAGCUGGAGCUGAAGGGCAAACCUAUCAGUGCUGAUGAAUACCUGGAGAAUUCUCUGGAGCAGAAAGAAGGCUCCAAACCUGAAGUGAACAAGGUUCGGCAAAGCUUAAAAGAGUUCUUUGUGGUGCGACGCUGCUUCGUCAUGGAACGGCCGGCCAGUAAGCAGAAGAUGAAACGUGUGGAGCAGCUGACGGAUGAUGACCUAGAUGAGAGCUUUGUAGAGCAGGCAAAUGAGUUCUGCAACUACAUCCACCAUGAGGCCCAGGUCAAGACCAUGAGAGGAGACCAAAAGCUGACCGGCAGAAUGCUGGGUAGCCUGGUAGAGUCGUCUGUGGAGGCGAUCCGCAGUGGGAAGAUGCCAUGUCUGGAGAACGCUGUGGUGUCGCUGGCAAAGAUCCAUAAUGGCCGAGCUCUGGCAGAGGCUCUGGAGCUCUACGAGAAAGAGAUGAUUGAGAAAGUGGAAUUCCCCACAGAGACACAGGAGGCGCUGUAUAAGGUCCACAGGGAAGCGGUACCGAAAGCCAUCAGCAAGUUUAUGAAGGCAUCCUUCAACAGUCACGAUGGGAAGCAUCUGCUUCUGCUCAGGGCCAACAUAGAAGGAAAGUACGUAGAGUUGUAUGAGAGGAACGUGAAGGAGUCUGGUAACCAGAGCAAGAAAGUCAUCCGUGACGUGUUUGCCUCUCUGUUGAAUGGACUCAAUAGCGGCUCUUUCGUGAAACCUGGGGGCUACAACAAAUUCCGCUCUGAACUUGACCGAGGAGUUGAGUGCUACAGAUCAACGACAGGCAAGGGAUUCAUGAGUGAGGAAGUCCUGACGGACUAUCUAGAGGAGAAGCAUGUGGUGGGAAACUCUAUCAUGAUUGCGGACGAGAGCCUGACUGAGUCCCAGAGGAAGGCGGAAGAACAAAGGAUCAGGAGGGAGGAAGCAGAACAGCAGCAAAGGCUUCUGCAGCAGAAAUUGGAGAUGGAAAAGGAAGCCAUGCAUGAGAUGAAGAAGAAUCAAGAGGAGAGUAUUAAGCAGCUGGAGAUGAAUAUGGAGGAGGAGAAACAGAGAGCCCGUGAAGAAGACCAGCAAGCCCUGGAAUCUAAACUGAAGGAGCAGAAAGAGCAUCUGCAGCACAGGUUUGAGCAGGCGAACGCAGAUCUGAAAGAGAAGUGCACACAGCUGGAGACAGAGAUCGCACAGCUGGAGAAGGAGAGCACACAGCUGAAGAAGAAGACCACACAACUGAAGAGGAAAAGGGACAGGAGCAAGCCCUUUGAAGCAGUUGGAAGACUUUUCAUCAGCCAGCUAUACCAGAGGAUGUCCUUUGCAGAUGAUACUGAAAUGAUAGCGUCACCCUGGGACGAAGCGGAAGAUUACAGCGAUGUCCAGGAAGCAGCAUUCCAAGGACCAUCACACCGCACUGUUUUUGGCAGGGCCAGCAGGGCCAAGAGGUUGCCAAGAGGGAUGUCGAGCAAAGAUCUCCUGUUCAGGGUGCGGUCAUCCCUCAUCCAGAGGAUGACGUACUUGUCCCCCAUACUGGACUGUCUUCUGCGUGCGAAUGUGAUAAACCAGGAGGAGUAUGCGAAUGUCCUGGCGUGGGACACAUCUCAGGACAAGGUGAGGUCACUUUUGGACAUGAUCUACAGGAAGGGAGAGAUGGCCUGCAAGAUCAUGCUCCAGGUGCUGCAGGAACUGGACCCCUACCUUUAUGAGGACCUGCUCUCUACUCUGGACCUCUAACGAUGACCUGUGAGAAUCACUCCUGCCUUUACCUUUGUAUUUUUGGGGCAGUUGUAUCAGAUCUCAUAUACGCAUAGCGUUUCCCAUGAUGAUCACACAUGACCUGCACACCUAGACUAACAAAUGGAAACAAAUGUGGAAACCCCUGGACUUGCCCAGUAGAAUGGCCCUGUCUUAAUCUGUGUAACAAUUAUCCCUGUUUUAUCUGUGUAAGAAUGUCUUCACCUGUGAUACACUUGCCCUGUAAGAAUUGUGGUGUUCACUGUUUCAUAAUCGUUUUGUAAUAAAAAUGUAGCUUCUGAUGUGUUUUACUUGGCAUUUUGAGCAAUAAUACAAAUAUGAAAUAUGCACACACACACACAAAAAGACAAUUAUUAGUAUAAAUACAUAAUGCAUUUCAUUCAGCCA